This is a messenger RNA of Beauveria bassiana ARSEF 2860, 1224 nucleotides long. Its product is annotated as taurine catabolism dioxygenase TauD. The transcript is spliced from 4 exons. Gene Ontology annotation, molecular function: oxidoreductase activity. The record is from RefSeq and is a predicted model, not a curated record. NCBI's taxonomy places the organism in Eukaryota, Fungi, Ascomycota, Sordariomycetes, Hypocreales, Cordycipitaceae. The coding region runs from base 1 to 1224 and encodes 407 amino acids.
AUGGCCGCCACGCUCGACGUUGCUCCCGGCCUACGCGGCCUCCCUCGCGGCCUGCCCUACCACCAGCCCAUCGACCGCAAGGCCUUUCCCGACGGCCUGCGCACCAGCGGCCAGCACCCGCCCAUUGAGAGCCAGAUCCGCCCCUUUGAAGACUUUCCCACUGAAAUCACCGGCCCGACCGUCUGGGAGGGCUCCGAGAUUGCCACCCGCCAGGACGAGUGGGCGCACCACUGGACAGAGAGCGAGCUCAACGAGCUGCUCCAAGCCGUCAACGCCUUUACUGUUUCCGGUAUCCCCCUCAUCAACAUCAACAAGCACAACUUUCACAUCCCCAACGUGACGCGGACGCUACAGGCCGUCCGCCACGACAUCCUCAACGGUCGCGGCUUUAUCCUCUUCCGCGGCCUCCCAGUCAACGAAUGGGGCCGCCAAAAGGCCGCCAUCGCCAUGAUGGGCAUCUCGGCGCACCUCGGCUACCUGCUGUCCCAGAACAAGCUCGGCCAGGUCCUCGGCCACGUCACCAACCUCGACGCCGACUACAAGAACUCGCUCGACAAGGUCAAGAUUGCCGCGACCAAUGCCGCUCAGCUCUUCCACACCGAUGAGGCCGACAUUGUCGGUCUCUUGUUCUGCGCCCCGGGUGAGACGGGCGGCUUGUCGGGCUGCGCGUCGGCGCACACCGUCUGGAACACCCUCAUAAAGGAGCGUCCCGACGUGGCCAGGCUGCUGGCCUCGCCCAUCUGGUACUUUGACCGCAAGGGUGAAAUCACAGCCGGCCAGGAGCCGUGGAUCAAGGUCCCCGUCUUCUACCUCGAGCCCGGUGGUCAAGAGCGCAUCUAUGUCAAAUGGGACCCUUACUUUGUCAAGUCCCUCACUCGCUACAGCGACGCCGGCCUUAUCCCUGCCCUUUCCCCUGCGCAGAUCGAGGCCAUGGACGUCCUCGAGGCGACGUGCGCGCGCCACGGCUUCGAGUACGCCUGCGACGUCGGCGAUAUGCAGUUCGUCUCGUGCUGCCAGACCUUCCACUCCCGCACCGCCUUUGUCGACGCCGUGCCGCCCAAGCCCCCGCGCCACCUGCUGCGCACCUGGGUCGGCACCCCCGAGCACGAGGGUGGCUGGUGCCUGCCGUUCCACGACAGCUUCCACCCCAAGCGCGGCGGCAUCCAGGUCGAUAGCACCCCGCCCACGGCCGACGCGCUCGUCGCCUCUGGCGGCACCGACUGA